Durusdinium trenchii is the source of this 960-nucleotide messenger RNA. The record is from the annotation of a GenBank genome assembly. Lineage: Eukaryota; Dinophyceae; Suessiales; Symbiodiniaceae.
AUGGGGGCGGUGGCCAGUGCAUUGAAAGAAGAAGUCAUCGCCUAUUCCUACUUGGCGAGAUUGGUGAAACAACUCUUGUUGGACCCGACGGUUCGGUCCAAAACGACCCUGCUGACCUUCUUCAGUGGCUUUAUGUCAAUUGCCGUGGACGAGAUGAUCCACCAGUCACAGUGUAGAACGUGUGAGGAGGUCUUGGAGAACGUCUAUGGCAAAGACUUGUUUGCAUUGCAAGGUAAAGUUGCGCUGAUCACGGGGGCGAGCAAUGGCCUUGGCCUGGAAAAUGCCAGGUGCCUGAUGAAAUACGGCUGCCAUGUGAUUUGGGCUGUGCGCAGUCCAGACAAAGCAGCCUCAGUGUUGAACCAGCUUGAGAAAAAGGAGAAGCUCACUGGCAAGGCGACGAUUCUGAAGAUUGAGCUGUCGGAUUUGAGUAGCGUGAAGCCCUUCGUUGAGUCUUUUUUAGCUCUAAAUCUGCCACUGCACUACCUCAUUUGCAACGCAGGGAUCAUGUCACCAACAGAGUGGCUGCCGUCUAAGCAAGGCUUUGAGCUUCAGUUUGCCACCAACAAUUUGAGCCAUUUCCUCUUGACGGAGCUUCUUAUGCCGAAGUUGAAGGAGACAGCCAAGACCGGUGAGGUUCGCGUUGUGAUUCUGUCAUCCUUAGCAGGAUUAACCUCCUUGCUCUACAAUGGCAUGACCAUGGCCAUGUUCCGGAAGCCUGUAACGAAAGGUGCUGCAACCACCAUGUACUGUACAGUGAGUCCAGAUGUCACCGAACAUAGCCAGAAAGGGGCCACGCUCCGGAGAAGCCCAUCUCAAGGCCUGGGCACAGCGAGACGGAAGUCGCUGGAGACCUGCACCGCUUGGAGGCAACUGGGCGAUAAGGCGGCGCCCUUGCUUCAGGCUGCUCCCUUCUUGAACAAGCCGCUGGACAUGGCCAAGGGUUGGUUUCAGCCCGCUUGA